GUGGCGGGAUCCAAAAAAACCCAGACCAGUCCAUCAGAACAUGUAAGCGGAUUGCCAUUAAAGGAGAUAAUCCGGUGGAGAGGGGCGCUACAUGUGUAUAAAGAUCUAUCACAGAGACAAUGUCUUUGUCUGAACGAGGGGAGAAUAGAAAGUCUCGCCAUUCACUGCCGCAGUCCAUUGUCACAGGCAUACAUGUGUAUCUGUAACCAUUGAUCUGGGGCAUUAGCACCUUGUCUCAUCGGCCAUAAACCUGACCAAGGGCCUUCGCUGAAAACCGAGUCAGUGGAUUUAUUGGGCAGUCCAAUCAGAGCCUCCUGUAUGGGCUAUCUGGCCAGAGUCAGUGCAGCAGGCAGAAAGAACACACACACACACAGCCAAAUGUCUGUCAACAGGCUGAACAGUUUGGAAGACUCAGUUUGCCCUCACAAUCUGAACCCCUGUUAUCAGCGAAUCAUUGCUUCACUCCUGGGGGAGAAUCUCAAGCUGAAGUUCUCCAGGGUCUAUUUUCUGCUCUUUCCGCAGCUCAUGGCACUGAGGGAAUUGUAUGCGAGUCCUGGCCAAUCUGAGAGUCUGCAGGGACUGUUCAAGGGAAUCAUAAAGGUCGCUGUUCAGCACGCUGACACUCAGACAUGUGAGAUUCAUAUGCUGAUUCUCAGGGCUCUGCCUUCCGUCGCCGUAAGGAGAUUUCCUCUCUGCUGAGCAGGAUUUCAUGUAUUGACAUACAUUUUAAAUCGUGGACACUAGAACUGCACACAGGAUUCCAGCAGUGGUCGCAUCAGUGCCAAAUACAGAGGCACCUUGAGCAUUUCUGAGCCUGAUUGACACAUCCACCACCUCAUGGCAGCUUUCAACCUCACCCCCUCUGACCCUUCAACAUUCAUCCUAACGGGCAUCCCUGGCCUGGAAUCUGCCCACAUCUGGAUUUCCAUCCCGUUCUUUACGCUCUAUAUUAUUGGCCUGUUGGGAAAUUUCAUGGUUCUGUUUGUUGUGGGCAAAGAGCAGACCCUGCACAAGCCGAUGUACCUGUUGCUCUGCAUGCUGGCACUCACAGAAAUCGGCACAUCUACCUCUGUUGUGCUGAAGGCCCUUUGUAUAUUUUGGUUUAAUUUGAAAGGUAUUACUUUGGGUGGCUGUCUCACCCAGAUGUUCUUCUUUCAUGCAGGUACUGUGAUGCACUCAGCCAUACUCGUGACAAUGGCGUUUGAUCGUUACGUUGCCAUAUGUAACCCUCUGAGAUACGCCACCAUCCUCACCAAUGCACGGAUAGCUCAGCUAGGGCUAGUGGGUUUGAUAAGAGCUGUUCUCUUUGUUCUGCCCCUGCCCCUGCUCCUGAGCAGGCAGCCAUUCUGUGCCAACCGCAUUAUCCCCCAUACAUUCUGCGACCACAUGGCUGUUGCAAAAAUGUCUUGUGGGGACAUCACAGUAAACAGGAUGUAUGGCUUGGUGAUACCAUUUGUAGUCAACAUGUUAGACCUGACACUCAUUGGCCUCUCCUAUGGUCUGAUCAUCAGGGCUGUCCUCAGAAUCUCCUCUAAGAAAGCCCACCGGAAAGCCCUCAACACCUGCACAGCCCACAUCUGUGUGAUGCUGAUGUCCUAUCCUUCCUUCUUCUUCUCCACUCUGACACACCGGUUCGAUCAGGGCAUCGCUCCCCAUGUUCACAUCAUCUUGGCCAACCUCUAUUUCCUCCUCCCCACCAUGCUCAACCCUAUCAUUUAUGGCGUCAAAAGCAAAGAGCUUCUUGAGAAAGUGGGCAAAUACACCUGCAGAAUGUGCUCACCUGGGGACCACUGACUUUAAACCUGCGUGACAAGAGGGGGAAAGAAUACUUCCUUGUUAAUCAAGGGCACUCUGUCCCAGUUUGGCUGACCUCAACAUUGUGGAAGUUUGCAGUCUGAGAAGCUCUUCAAACUUAACAUCACUCCAUCACCAAGCACUGCUCUCUCCGUUGCUGAGUUCCCUCUCUCUGACCAUCACCUGAUCUCUUUCAGCAUCACCCAUCAGCUCCCAUCUCCGCACAUCCUGUCACUUGUCUUUUCUGUGACUUCCACACCACCAGAAGAUUCUUCAGCUUGCUGAAGCAAGGCGACUUUCCAUUAGACCCUUUGUGAACAACUUUCUUGAUCAGUUUGAUGAACUGAAGCUACGCUUUCUGAUAGCCAAAGACUAAGAAAGCAACUACAAUGCUGAACUUCUUUGUCAUAUGUACAGAGAUUCGGUGACCUAAAUUUGCCUCAUUUUCCUUCAUCCAAUCUUCAGGAAAUCAGGAGGUAAACCAAUUUUUUCAUUGGAAAAUGCUAAUACAGGAAAGCUGCUGCAGGAACUGAGGACAUUCUACUAGAGCUUAUUGGUGAGAGUUGUGAAACUGUGUGUUUUUGAGAACUGGACUGUGUUACCCUGUAUUUGAGGGAUGUGUAUCCCAGAGAAUGAUCAAGCCAAUUGCAACCAUAUGAUGUGCACCCAGCCACUAUGAAUUAAUAAAGUAGAACACCACAUAGUUCAGGGUUAAUUGGAAAGCAGGCUUUUAAAUGCAAGGUCAACAUUUAGCUGGCAGUUUCUGCUAAUCAGAAUGGGAGGAGUGGACAGACAAAUAGAUAAGUGAGAAUGAAAGCAGAUAAGUGGAUGAAAACCUUCAGUCUGGAUGCCUCUGAUAUUGGACGUUUAUUGAAAGUUAGGAAAAGUGAUGAUUGAGUAGGGGUCAAUAUGACCUAUGUUUUAUGUAGAAGUUAUACAGGAUUAGCUAAUUCAGUGUAGUUUGGAGAAGUCCUCUGAAACCAUCUUGAAAGACCUUUUUCCUGACACCCUUUCUCCCUGGCUGGUGAGCAACUGGCCACUGAGAACAUGCUGUUAAUUACUCAAUACCAUUCCAGCUG
Mauremys reevesii (Reeves's turtle) is the source of this 2873-nucleotide messenger RNA. RefSeq names its product olfactory receptor 52N2-like. The transcript has 3 exons. NCBI's taxonomy places the organism in Eukaryota, Metazoa, Chordata, Testudines, Geoemydidae. The coding region runs from base 838 to 1794 and encodes 318 amino acids. The record is from RefSeq and is a predicted model, not a curated record. Gene Ontology annotation, cellular component: membrane. Gene Ontology annotation, biological process: G protein-coupled receptor signaling pathway. Gene Ontology annotation, molecular function: olfactory receptor activity; G protein-coupled receptor activity.